Messenger RNA from Brettanomyces nanus, 1347 nucleotides. RefSeq lists its product as uncharacterized. Gene Ontology annotation, biological process: Group I intron splicing. The coding region runs from base 1 to 1347 and encodes 448 amino acids. Gene Ontology annotation, cellular component: ribonucleoprotein complex. Lineage: Eukaryota; Fungi; Ascomycota; Pichiomycetes; Pichiales; Pichiaceae. The transcript has a single exon. The record is from RefSeq and is a predicted model, not a curated record.
AUGAGUCAAGAUCGACAUAUCCGACCGGAUUUCAAAAGCACAGCGUUACUAAAUAAGAUAUUCCUUCUGGAUCAUUCAGGACGAUACAGCGAUUUAUAUAUAGACAAACUUGAAGAGAAUAAUUUAGAGACUGGCUAUUUUCAGAUAGAGAGAUUCUUACAGAGGGGACAAUACGAACAGGCAGUUGAUUUGUUUUGGCAACGAUACAGGCAUUAUAUCAGCAAUGCUGAAAGAAAUGGACUUGAUAUGUUUAGACUAAUGAAGUCCCUAAAAGCGUUCAAAAUAUUGAUUAUGGCCAGCGAUAGAGACGAUACUGAGCAAAUACUUAAGCUGAUGAAUACUUUGGGAGAGAUGGGAUAUCUUACCCAGAUGAAUUACUCCGGUAUUCUAUCCAAUGCUAUCAAACAUCGGAACUAUCAGGUGUGCAGGAGCUCCUAUAAUAGUAUCGACAGCUCUCUGGAAUUGACUCAGGGUUAUUUGACAAAUCUAUUUGAUAUCUUUGCGAAUAAUGACGAGUUUGAGAUGGCCAUAAAAAUCCUCUCUAAGAUCGAAUCUCAGGAUGUCAAGACCCAACUGUGUCUUCAACUCAUAUCUAAGCUACCUCCAGAACAGUGUUGGAAGCUAUUGGACAGUCUAAUAUGUAUACUCGACACUUCACUACUUACUGAUUACUCAGUGGUACCAUCUUCACUUCUUUUGCUUUCAGGAUUAGACGACUUUGAGAAAUUAUCUGAACAUUUGAAGCUUCUACCAACAUUGAAGAACAGAGAUGCACAGAAGGUGAUAGUCUACUGCUUACUUUCAUCAAUCAAUAAUAAUCAAGGUCACUUUGCAUCAACUGUUUUCUUGGUAAGUUUCUUAAAAAGACAUUUAUUUUUGGACUUAUUGGACUCGAGAGAUGUAGAUAUCAUUUUCCAUACUGCUUCCAAAUAUGGUUCUAAGAUGGCGACACUUGCAAUGGCAGAUACUCUCAAGCAAGCCGAUAAUACUUUAAGCGCAGAAAAUUACUACAAUAUCAUGAAGUGCCAGUGCUUUGGAACAGAGCAUGACGGUCUAUUCGUUGCAGCCAUUGAGUACAUUGAAGAAUCUGAAGAUCAUAGUUUGAAACCAGAAAUGGUCAAUUUUAUACGGAAUAUAGCACUGGAAACAGAAGAUCCUAUUGCCAUACGAUUUCUUGACAAUUGUUCUUCAAUAGACGAAGCCAAAGCUAUAGUUGAUUACAAUUACCUCAGCAAAAAUAUAGUCAACGCAGAAGAAAGGACAAAGUUCAAGCAUGAACAGAUUAAGGGAUUUGGACCAUAUGUAAUGGAAUUCGACGACCAGAAUCUUGCUAGUCUAAUGAGAUAG